Messenger RNA from Sodiomyces alkalinus F11, 1348 nucleotides. RefSeq names its product GDSL-like Lipase/Acylhydrolase. The record is from RefSeq and is a predicted model, not a curated record. The transcript has 4 exons. NCBI's taxonomy places the organism in Eukaryota, Fungi, Ascomycota, Sordariomycetes, Glomerellales, Plectosphaerellaceae. Gene Ontology annotation, molecular function: phosphatidylcholine lysophospholipase A1 activity. The coding region runs from base 399 to 1154 and encodes 251 amino acids.
UUACCUUAAAAGGUCACCUCGCCUGUAUUCCGUAUGUACCUGGGCCCUUGCCCCAUGCUGCUGCUGCCUUGAGCUUGGUCACAUUGCUGAUCUGAUCACGUUGACCGACCUCAAAACACCUAUUCACUCGUCGCCCAGACAUGUCGAGCCAAACAGUAUUCUCUAUGUCAUGAACUUCGUCACUGCAAGUCCGAGCAACACGACACAUACACCUUUCUUUCCUUUCUUUACCUGCCUACACCUACCCCCAUACCCCGCGUUGUCCCCACCCCCUCCUUUCACCUCCUGACAGAUAAGAUAACCACCACUCUGCCUCCCUGUCCUACAUACGAAGGGCUCCCCUCUCUGUCCGGUAUAGUCAAGGAGCUUCGGGGAUCACCUCCGAAUCUGGUCAAAACAUGCCGACACCAAGGCGGUCCCUCCGUAUCCUCUGCUUCGGCGACUCCCUGACUGCCGGGUACUCCCACCACGGCGCGGUCUACCACCCUUACGCGGAGGUGCUCGACGAGAAACUCAAGGCGGCCUUUCCAAACACUGAUAUCACGAUCCUCGAGAAUGGCAUGCCCGGGGAUAUUGUUUCAACAGAGGCGUUUAUACAGAGGCUAGAAUCAGAACUAGACAGGCCGACUUUCGACUGGGUUAUCAUUCUGGGUGGGACCAAUGACAUCGGAUACGGCAUCGAACCGGAAACGAUUCUAUCGUCCCUUGAGGAAGCUUUUGCAACUUGCCUCUUCAAGGGUAGCAAGGUCCUCGCCCUCACUAUCCCGGAAACACAUUCCAAGCCGGGGAAUUUGAGCGCGCGCAGCAGGAAACAGGUCAACGAUGGCAUUAUGAAGCAGGACACACAUGGCCUCUACGCCUUUGAUCUCCAUGCCGCAAUACCAUACCACUCCCUGUCGCCCCAAGACAAAGAGAAGUACUGGGACGACGGACUCCACCUGACACCAGAUGGCUAUGACUGGAUGGGCAGGCACAUUGCUAGUGCUCUGAUCAAGCUCAUAAUUCAAGAGGUCAGUGCCACUGGUGCCACCGAUCGGCGGUCGAGGAGGAUGCUGCGGUACGCGCAGGACGAGUUGCUGUUCGAGGAGGAGAUGGGGGAUCCUAGGCGUCUCCACGAGGGGUACGUCGUCGUACGGUUGAAGGAUCUUAACUAAGAGGAAAUAUGAUAUAAUUAGGGUCAGCCGUCUGUCUAAGGUUCCAUCCAUCGCUGAUGCAACAAACCCACAAAACGCCGCCUACACCAUUCGGGUUCUCGUUUAUCUGCCGCUCUGUAAAUAUGCUAUGCUUUUGCUUUGCUUUUCGUUCAGCUUAAGACCCUGAUUGAGACUGUCCCAAACCCAGUUCCGUU